Lycium ferocissimum is the source of this 1544-nucleotide messenger RNA. RefSeq lists its product as uncharacterized. Gene Ontology annotation, molecular function: protein binding. The coding region runs from base 12 to 1130 and encodes 372 amino acids. The transcript has 3 exons. The record is from RefSeq and is a predicted model, not a curated record. Lineage: Eukaryota; Viridiplantae; Streptophyta; Magnoliopsida; Solanales; Solanaceae.
CUCUCUCCACCAUGAACACCACCAAUCAACCCGACCCAAAUCCACCACAACCCGACCCGAAUCCACUCCAACCCGAUCCACUAUCCAACCCAUACACAUCCCUCAACACCCUAACCCACUCCCUUUCCGAUCUCCAUUCCUUAGCCACCCGCGGCGCGUGGAAAUCAAUCCUCGAUAAAAUCGCCAACGCGCGUUCCCUUAAUCUCUUAACUAAACCACACGAACACCUUACUUACUUAACCUUCAAUGUGUUAGCACUCACUAAACUCCGUCGCCACGUGGACGCUAAUCAAGAACUCGAUACUUUACUUGAAAACGGAGAACAAGAUGAUUUUAAUACCCCGCAAUUUUAUUACCAGAAUUACCCUAAUCAUUACCCUAAUAUGAAGGGUAAUUUUGUCCCUUUUGCCCUACGUUGGUUACAUGCUUAUCUACCUUACUCUCUCGGUCAACGGAUGAAAUCGCUGGACAGGUUAUAUACACUUAUUGAUUUUAUUAGAUCAAAAAAGCUCACAACUUUAACGAGCCCCAGCAAAGAUUUGUGGAAAAGAAGGGAGAUUUUGGUAUUGAAUACGAUAAUUAGUCAUCAUUUGAGUCAAAAAGAUUUCAAAUUGUGUUUGGAUUUGUUGAAUGAGUUGAUUGGAAUAUGUGGAGAUGAUGAUCCGAAUGUGUUGUCGAAAUUAGGGUAUGUGAAAAUGCAGUAUGGAGAUGUGGAGGGGGCAAAAAAGACUUUUAACGCAGUGGAGGGAAUGAUAACGAGUGGAAGUGAAGUGGGGUUGAGAAAUUUGGUGAGUAGGAGUAAGGCAUUGAUGUAUAUAGUGGAAAAAGAUUAUGUCUCUGCGGUUAGGGAGUACGAAGAGUGUAUCGAGAGGGACGGAAUGGAUAUGGUGGCUAUGAAUAAUAAGGCUUUGUGUUUGAUGUAUUCGAGGGAUUUAUCGGAUGCUAUUAAGGUGUUGGAGAAUUCUUUGGAGAGGGUUCCGACAGUAGCGUUGAAUGAGACACUUGUGGUGAAUUUGUGUAGUAUGUAUGAAUUGGCUUAUGUUAAUCAUGCUGAUAUUAAGAGGACACUUAACAAUUGGAUUGCUAGAGUUGCUCCAGAUGAUUUUGACUCGUCUUGUACUCGAACAUGAGAGGUUCAAGAUGGUUCUGUUGAAGCUGCCUCUACUUUUCCUGCUCAGUAACACAUUGUUUCCUUCAUUCCUCUGUUGGUUUCCAAGAAAAUUGUGUUGUGACUCCUUUCACCGUCAGACCAAAACAGAAUCGCUCUUACGAGUUGUGAAAUUUGCAUUCCACUGUUCUUCAGAUACGAUCUGAUCCUUCUAUGGCCAAAUCUCAGUUUGCACAAAUUCUUUUAUAUGGGCGCGUCGCACGCCAGUCACUAUGCCUUUAUUAUUUAGACCUUUUGACGCACUAGGGACAUGCAUAUCCUAGUCCUUGCUUGAGACAGAGUGAGCAUGUAUUGCUAUGAUUUUGGCAAAUAUUCCUUGCUUGAGACAAAAAGAGCAUGUAUUGCUAUGAUUUUGGCAAAUUUUGAUUGAGGAUGA